AUGUCCGACUACCCGGAGCCACCGUCGCACAUGGCCAUGCAUUCUCAAGGGGGUGCUUCCCCGGAUAAUAGGGCCGAGUUCCCCAUGCGGUCGCACCCUGCCGCCACCUCCACUGAGCCUGAAGAUCAUCAAGUGGAUCUCAAACGGUCUCGGGCUUGUGAGCCCUGUCGCCAGCUCAAGGUGCGAUGUGACCCGGACCUAAACAACCUUGAUGCACCAUGUAAGCGAUGCGCCAAAGCGCGUCGUACAUGUAUAGUGACGGCGCCGACUCGGAAACGCCAGAAAAAGACGGAUAGUCGGGUGACGGAGCUCGAGCGCAAGAUUGAUGCCCUAACUGCGACGCUACAGCAAUCACACAGUAAUGCAAUUGCCAUGGCGCCUCCAGCGCAGCAGUCACAAUAUUUUCGAGAAGAACAGCCUGCCUCAGGGCGAUGGCUCUCUGGAGAUUCUCACGUGGCGGGGAAUAAGCGCAGCCACGACGAGCUUUUGGCAUCGCAGUAUUCCCUUUCUGAUAGUCCACCUACAGAGCAAAUACACAAGCCUUCAGUCUCGAAAUGGCGUGGUCCUUUUGCUGGCGAGACUGCACCGCCGAAGGUUGAGGCUGCCAAUGAGUUUGCGGAUGUUGUCGAUAAAGGACUCAUUGACAUUGAAACGGCCAAUCUUGCUUUCGACCACUACGUCAACAAAAUGGCAGUAGAGAUGCCCAUGGUGGUGUUUCGUCCUGAAACAACAAUGGAAGACGUGCGCCGCGACAAACCUACUUUGUUUCUCUCAAUUAUUGCUACUGCGGUUGGCAAAUUCAACAAAGAUGCCCAGCUCCCACUUGUGACUGAGACUUACAAAGUAAUCGCGGAUCGCGUUAUUAUCAAGGGUGAGAAGUCUCUCGAGCUAAUCCAGGCAAUUUUGGUCUCCGCGAUCUGGUACUUGCCUCCAGAUAAUCUUGAAGAGCUCAAAUUUUAUCAGCUCAUCCAUAUGGCCGUGGUCUUGGCCAUGGACAUUGGCCUAAACCGCCGGCUUCAGGGAGACCUCAAGCCCUUUGCGCGUCUCAGAGAACUUCUGAUCAAAAAGCCCCAGGGCCCGAAUGUCGAUAUUCAAGGGCCCGAAGCGAGACGAACCUGGUUGGGAUGUUAUUUUAUGGCCGUUCAGGUGACCACUGCUUUGAGGAGAACCCAUCUUGUCAGAUGGCAUCCAUACAUGGAUGAUUGUCUUCAAGUACUGGAAACCCACCCCGACGCUUUGCCAUCUGACCGGCAAGUUAUCUGGUGGGCCAAACUUGGAUUUAUCAUGGAGGAGUCAGGAGUACAGCUAUUGAGCGAUGACCCUGAUUCUACGACCUCGUUUGCAGACAGCAAAACACGAUAUACAAUCAAGGCAUUUAACAAUCAGCUAACACAAUGGAAGAAGGAUAUCCCAGGGGAUCUCUUCACGAUUCCCUUGGCACAUACAUUCCACGUCGUCAAUCUUUUUGUGCAUGAAAGUGCCAUGAGUAUCGACUGCAAGGACAGUGUCAUACCCUAUACUCCGGAGAAUAGCGACUUGCCUGCCUCGGCUCUUGCACCGCUUAUCGAUGCUCUCACCACAUGCAUCAACGCAAUCCAUCAGAGCUUGGACGCCAUACUUUCAGUCGAGCCGCAGCGCCUUACAUGCCUGCCGACUGUGUCUUUGGCUCGAACAUCAUAUCCUGUUGUCAGCCUGAUCAAAAUCUACUCCCUCUUGACUGCGAGUGAAUCGCGCAUCGGCCAAGUCAUCGAUAUGCAAAGCCUGAAGCUCGAAUGGUACCUCGAAAAAGUCAUCAACCAUUACCGCACUGCCGCAGCUCUUGACGCAGGUCGGGCCCCAGCCAAAUUUGGAAACAUUAUCAUGAUGUUGCGGAACUGGUUUGUCAAGAAGAAGGAGAACGGACCAGCACUGCGCGAGAUCUUCGGAACCGAGAUGCGCUCAGACACACAAGACGACAAGCCAACACCGCAGCAAAACCAGAUGAAACAAGGCGCGACACCUCUCGAUCUUCUCAGCGAAGUCGCAACAGGGAAUCAAUCCAGUCGAGCUCAACUCAACGGCUCACUCAUGCAACGUCCCCCUUCCGGCCAGGGAUCACUUUACUCACCAGCGACCAUGACUCAAAACAUGUCCAACUCACCGACACCAGGAGGCACCACCUACGGCCCAGCGGAAGCACCGACAACAUCAUGGUCAACACCAUCCUUCACACCAUCCAUGUCUGGCCACACUGAUCCAAACAUGGGAAGUCGCGCUUACUACCAACCCUUCACACCCACAGAGCGCGGAGCACUCUACACAGUGCCGUCCACGAUGGGCGGUACAUACGUGGACAUGUCAGUAAACAUGCCCCUCGGCCAGAUGAGCAUGCAGACCGGACUAGGCGUGGAAGAAACAUUCGAUCCAGAUAACCUGUUCGCGUUAGGAAGCAUGAUGGACGAGGGAUUGUUUACGUUCCCCUCGGCAUUUGAUGGAAAUUUCUGGCUCUAG
This is a messenger RNA of Penicillium atrosanguineum, 2490 nucleotides long. RefSeq names its product putative C6 transcription factor (War1). Lineage: Eukaryota; Fungi; Ascomycota; Eurotiomycetes; Eurotiales; Aspergillaceae. The record is from RefSeq and is a predicted model, not a curated record. The coding region runs from base 1 to 2490 and encodes 829 amino acids. Gene Ontology annotation, molecular function: zinc ion binding; transcription cis-regulatory region binding; DNA-binding transcription factor activity, RNA polymerase II-specific. Gene Ontology annotation, biological process: DNA-templated transcription; regulation of DNA-templated transcription. Gene Ontology annotation, cellular component: nucleus. The transcript is spliced from 3 exons.